AUGUCGACUGGAUCGUCAAACAGAAGUUCAUUGCCGUCUCCUCGAAGUAGUCUUCUUCUUCCCUCCACCGUGGUCAUCGUUGUUGGGACGAUCGUGGCGUUGACUUAUCAGUCAAUAUUAAUACCUCCUCCGCCGAAGCUAUGUGGCUCCCCCGGAGGUCCACCGAUCACAGCACCGCGGAUAAAGCUCCGAGACGGGAGAAAUCUGGCGUACAAAGAGCAUGGACUUCCGAGAGAGAAAGCUCGCCGCAAAGUCAUCUUCAUCCAUGGAUCCGAUUGUUGUCGACACGAUGCUAUUUACGCCACUCUCCUCUCUCCGGAUUUAGUGGAGGAACUUGGCAUGUAUAUGGUUUCGUUCGACAGACCGGGUUACGGAGAGAGCGAUCCGGAUCCAAAUCGAACUCCACGGAGCUUGGUUUUAGACAUUGAAGAGCUCGCUGAUCAAUUGAAUCUUGGAGCGAAGUUCUACGUGCUUGGGUAUUCAAUGGGAGGACAAGCAACAUGGGGAUGCCUUAAAUACAUCCCUCACCGGUUAGCCGGAGUGACGCUUGUUGCUCCGGUGGUUAACUAUUGGUGGAAGAACUUACCUUUGAAUGUUUCCACUCAAGGUUUCAACUUGCAACCAAAAAGGGAUCAGUGGGCGGUUCGUGUGGCUCACUAUGCUCCUUGGCUCAUCUAUUGGUGGAACACACAAAAGUGGUUCCCGGGUUCGAGUGUAUCAAACCGAGAUCGCAGUAUCUUGUCACAGCCGGAUAAAGAUAUCAUUUUGAGGCUGGGUUCUUCGAGGAAACCGCAUUUGGCAGAGAUAAGGGCGCAAGGAUCACAUGAGAGUAUGAACCGUGACAUGAUUGUGGGGUUUGGAAGCUGGGAAUUUGAUCCUAUAGAUCUCGAGAACCCGUUCUUGAACAACCAAGGCUCUGUUCAUCUGUGGCAAGGAAAUGAGGAUAUGUUGGUGCCUGUGACGAUGCAGCGUUACAUUGCGCAGAAGCUUCCAUGGAUUCACUAUCAUGAGGUUCCGGAAAGUGGCCACUUCUUCCACUACAAUAAAGGUGUGGUUGAUGUCAUUGUAAAGAAGCUCUUAACAACCGAUGCUGAGAAUUAG
Thlaspi arvense is the source of this 1101-nucleotide messenger RNA. Lineage: Eukaryota; Viridiplantae; Streptophyta; Magnoliopsida; Brassicales; Brassicaceae. The record is from the annotation of a GenBank genome assembly.